Messenger RNA from Zingiber officinale, 1419 nucleotides. Its product is annotated as protein ANTAGONIST OF LIKE HETEROCHROMATIN PROTEIN 1-like. The record is from RefSeq and is a predicted model, not a curated record. Gene Ontology annotation, cellular component: PRC1 complex; ESC/E(Z) complex. Gene Ontology annotation, molecular function: chromatin binding. Lineage: Eukaryota; Viridiplantae; Streptophyta; Magnoliopsida; Zingiberales; Zingiberaceae. The transcript is spliced from 2 exons. Bases 56 to 1264 code for a protein of 402 amino acids.
CGAGAAGAGGGGUGGACUGUGCUGGGGCUUGCGCCUCUCCUCCCGGAGAGACUCGAUGGCUCCUCUGAAGAAAGGGAAGAAGCUCAAACGCAAGCCCAGAGAUCGGUCCAAGCUCUCUGAGAAGCCCAAUCCGCACUUGGAGCUGAAGGCCGGCGACACCGAGUGGUGGUACACCUUCUGGCAUAAGAACGGCAGCGCCACUGGUCAUGCCAUUCCUUCUGAUGAAGACGAAGCUUUCAAAUAUUUUUUUCGGGUGUCAAAGAAAACCUUCGAGUAUAUCUGCUCAAUAGUGAGAGAAGACCUGGUUUCAAGGCCUCCUUCAGGUCUUAUAAACAUCGAAGGCAGGCUUCUGAGUGUCGAGAAGCAAGUUGCCAUUGCCAUGAGAAGAUUAGCAUCUGGAGAAUCCCAGGUGUCUGUUGGGGCUGCCUUUGGUGUUGGCCAGUCUACUGUUUCUCAGGUGACAUGGAGAUUUAUCGAGUCCAUGGAGGAGCGAGCAAGGCAUCAUCUCAGGUGGCCUGAUGCCGAUAGGAUGGAGGAAGUCAAAACCCAAUUGGAGACUGCCUUCGGAUUGCCCAAUUGUUGUGGAGCCAUUGAUGCAACCCACGUUAUAAUGACACUCCCUGCAGUGGAAUCAUCAGAUGAUUGGUGCGACCAGGAGAGCAAUUACAGCAUGUUCUUGCAAGGAAUCGUGGACCAUGAAUUGAGAUUCCUUGACGUCGUGACCGGUUUCCCCGGGAGCAUGAACAUUGCCCGCCUAUUAAGGUGUUCAGUAUUUUUCAAACUCUGUGAGAGCGGGAAGCGGCUAAAUGGACCUGUUAAAAUGACUCGAGAGAAGUCAGAAAUCCAUGAGUUCAUAGUAGGAGAGGCAACAUACCCCCUACUUCCUUGGCUUAUGACUCCGUACGAAGGCAAAAACUUACCUGCACCGAUCCUCGACUUCAAUGCCAAACAAAAAGCAGCUAGGCUUCUUGCAGCAAGAGCAUUGUUGCAAUUGAAGGGUGGCUGGAGGAUAUUACAUAAAGUUAUGUGGAGACCAGAUAAACACAAAUUACCAAGUAUUAUAAUCGUCUGCUGUCUUCUUCAUAACAUCAUUAUCGACAUGGGUGAUAAGUUAAAUGCUGAUGUCGCUCUUCUAAACCACCAUGAUGCUGGUUACAGAGAAUCAAGCUCACAACAUGUGGAUCCCCGAGGGAAGACCGUCAGAGAGGCCUUAACAAAACAUUUGCACUGCAGUGACUCAUCAUGUCAAGUAAACAGCGCUUGACACUCAUUUAAGACAUGUUACUCAUCAUUCUAUUUUCAUUGUAUUCAUGGACGGUCCUUAUCUGCAAUGGAACUUUUGGGCACUAGGCGGGCUUAUUGCUGUUACCUUGUUCAAUUAUAUAAUAUGUUUCUUCCAUGAAGGUCCUUUCUUUUUAA